This is a messenger RNA of Gracilinanus agilis (Agile Gracile Mouse Opossum), 1092 nucleotides long. It is a transcript of the gene ASIC4, whose product is annotated as acid sensing ion channel subunit family member 4. The transcript is spliced from 11 exons. NCBI's taxonomy places the organism in Eukaryota, Metazoa, Chordata, Mammalia, Didelphimorphia, Didelphidae. The record is from RefSeq and is a predicted model, not a curated record. Gene Ontology annotation, biological process: sodium ion transmembrane transport. Gene Ontology annotation, cellular component: membrane. Gene Ontology annotation, molecular function: ligand-gated sodium channel activity. Bases 1 to 1092 code for a protein of 363 amino acids.
AUGGGACUCUCCUGUGACCACUUUUGGUCUGAGAGGUAUCAGGGCCAAGUGCAGGUAUAUACUCGUUAUGGAAAGUGUUACACGUUUAACGCUGACCCCCAGAGUCCACGGCCCAGCAGGGCAGGGGGCAUGGGCAGUGGCUUGGAGAUCAUGCUGGACAUUCAACAGGAAGAGUACCUGCCCAUCUGGAGAGAGACUAAUGAGACAUCAUUUGAGGCUGGAAUCCGGGUGCAGAUACACAGCCAAGAGGAGCCACCAUAUAUCCACCAGCUAGGGUUUGGGGUAUCUCCAGGCUUCCAGACGUUUGUGUCCUGCCAGGAGCAGCGGCUGACAUACCUACCCCAGCCCUGGGGUAACUGCAGGGCUGAGAGUGAGGGGGGAGAGCCUGAACUCCAGGGCUAUGCGUCCUACAGCGUCUCAGCCUGCAGGCUGCGUUGUGAGAAGGAGGCUGUGCUGGCCCGCUGUCACUGCCGCAUGGUUCACAUGCCAGGCAAUGAGACCAUCUGCUCCCCCAACAUCUACAUUGAGUGUGCAGACCACACUUUGGACUCUCUGGGUGGGGGAUCAGGAGGCCGCUGUGCUUGCCCCAUGCCUUGCAAUCUGACACGCUAUGGGAAAGAGAUCUCCAUGGUUCGGAUCCCCAACCGAAGCUCAGCCCGUUAUCUGGCCAGGAAGUACAACCGAAACGAGACCUACAUACGAGAGAACUUCCUGGUCUUGGAUGUUUUCUUUGAAGCCCUGACCUCUGAGUCUGUGGAGCAGAGAGCAGCUUAUGGCCUGUCUGCCCUCUUGGGUGAUAUUGGAGGUCAGAUGGGACUCUUCAUUGGGGCAAGUGUCCUCACUCUUCUAGAGAUCCUUGACUACAUUUAUGAGGUGUCCUGGGACCGACUGAAGAGGACAUGGCGUCGCCCCAAGCCACCCCUUAGGACCUCAACAGGAGGCAUUUCUACCUUAGGGCUGCAGGAGCUAAAGGAACAGAGCCCAUGCCCAGGGAGAAGCUGUGCCGAGGGUGGAGGGGCCAGCAAUCUGCUCCCCAACCACCAUCAUCCUCAUGGCCCUCCUGGAGGCCUUUUUGAGGACUUCGCCUGCUAG